AUGGUUUGGAGAAACCAGACCUUCGAUUUUGACUUCAUCCUGUUAGGAAUCUUCGAUCACAGCCCCACCCACAUCUUCCUCUUCUCUCUGGUCUUGGGCAUCUUCUCAGUGGCUUUCGUGGGAAAUACUGCCAUGGUUCUCCUCAUCCACCUGGACACCCAGCUCCACACCCCCAUGUACUUCCUGCUCAGCCAGCUCUCCCUCAUGGACCUGAUGCUCAUCUCUACCACUGUCCCCAAGAUGGCCUUCAACUACCUGUCUGGCAGGAAACUCAUCUCUCUAGCAGGUUGUGGAACUCAGAUCUUUUUCUACGUUUCCCUGCUUGGAGCUGAAUGUUUCCUGUUGGCUGUCAUGGCCUAUGACCGCUAUGUGGCUAUAUGCCACCCUCUUCGAUACACUAUUCUAAUGAAUCCGAAACUCUGUGUCCUCAUGACCGUUUCUUCCUGGGUCUUGGGCUCUCUUGAUGGCAUCAUUGUGCUCGCAGCCACCCUCUCAUUCUCAUACUGCGGCUCCCUGGAGAUCCAUCACUUUUUCUGUGAUGUUGCUGCUCUGUUACCGCUGUCUUGUACAGACACCUCUACUUUCGAAAGACUGCUUUUCAUCUGCUGUGUGGUGAUGCUAGUCUUUCCGGUGUCUGUGAUCGUCGGUUCCUAUUCACGAGUCCUUGGAGCUGUCAUCGGCAUGGGCUCUGAGGAACGUCGCCGCAGAGCCUUCACCACCUGCUCCUCCCAUCUGUCUGUGGUUGGACUCUAUUAUGGUGCUGCCAUGUUUAUGUACAUGAGACCAGCUUCCAACCACACACCAACCCAGGAUAAGAUGGUCUCAGCCUUUUACACAAUCCUCACUCCCAUGCUAAACCCUCUUAUCUACAGUCUUCGCAACAAAGAGGUAGCCAGGGGAUUUCAGAAACUGCUGAAGAAAAGAAAAUUAAUAUAACUUCAUCCAACAUCUUUGAGCGUCCACUCUGGUCAACACUCCUUCCAGGGA
Camelus dromedarius (Arabian camel) is the source of this 987-nucleotide messenger RNA. RefSeq names its product olfactory receptor 2M4. Gene Ontology annotation, molecular function: G protein-coupled receptor activity; olfactory receptor activity. Gene Ontology annotation, cellular component: plasma membrane. Bases 1 to 936 code for a protein of 311 amino acids. The transcript has a single exon. Gene Ontology annotation, biological process: detection of chemical stimulus involved in sensory perception of smell; G protein-coupled receptor signaling pathway. The record is from RefSeq and is a predicted model, not a curated record. NCBI's taxonomy places the organism in Eukaryota, Metazoa, Chordata, Mammalia, Artiodactyla, Camelidae.